AUGGCAUUCCCUGAUUGUUCAAUCACCGAUACGAUUUACAGAGGAGUUGACCUCGGGAAUAUUACCAGACAGGUUCCUGAACCAGCAUGGGGCUUGGCUAGUCCCUUUGGCAGCUACAACUAUUGUUAUAUGCCCCAUCCUCGCAGAGACCAAUAUGAUCCUGUCGAGAAUGGUAAACUGCUUUAUGUUGAGUAUAUCCAACGACAUCAAAAGCGCACACCUUACAAUUUAAUCCCUGUUGAUGCAUUCUUUUGCGAAGGGAGCUAUCAAUUAACCGGGAGCCGGCCUCCCAACUCAAACGCACCAGCCGCUCAUCUCAUUAUCGAAACUCCAACGAACGAAUUCACUGACAUUAGUGGCACUUGCCAAUAUCCUCAAUUGACUGCAGGUGGGCUGAUGGAUGCAGAACAACACGGAAGAGAUUUGUGGGGGGUUUAUGGGGAGCUGCUUGGGCUAUUGCCGGUCGAGCCUGGAUGUGAUCAAGUAAAGCAUCGUGCUUCAAACUCUCGUUUGACUGAAGCAACUGCAAAUGGUAUCAUGCGAGGUAUUUGGACUUCUCAAUUUGAUCUUCCGCUCUACCAACAGCCCGCAGACUAUGACACCGUGAAUGCGGGGUUCUCGUGCCCUAAACGUGAUGCAUUGAAAAAAGACCAGAGAAAGACUCAAGCGUGGAAUGACCAUUUGAACGAAAUGCAACCGGUUCUGACCAAACUGAAUCAAACAUUCGACGGGAUAGCUACUGGCGAGUGGGCAGCCAGCUUUGAUCACUUUUGUGACAACUUCCAAGCCAAGCUCUGUAACGGGUACCCGCUUGAUCUGGACAGUUAUGUCGUUGAUCCUGUUUUCAACGCUGGCGAUUGGGAAUGGAACUACUAUUGGACUUCUCAAAAUGCUACCGACUAUAUCAAAGCUACGUCCGGGCCGUUCAUUGCCGAAAUCAUCGAGCGCUUACAGCAUCGCGCCAAAGGUUUGGUGUUCAGUCACACAUUUGCCCACGACGACGACAUUGGCCCCCUGAGCGGCGCCCUGGGCAUUCAAACAUUGCGAUGGCCCGGUAUGGGCUCUAAUAUCGCCAUAGAAGUGUGGUCUGUGAACAACCAACAAGUCGUUCGUGUGCUGUACUGCGGGGCCCCAAUCCGCAGCCGGUUUGGGUAUGGGGACGGAAUACCCCUUGGCGAAUUUGUUAGCAAGUUUAGCGAGUACGCACUGGUGGACAAAGGCUGGUGCGAAUAG
Molecule: messenger RNA, 1233 nt
Organism: Wickerhamiella sorbophila
Lineage: Eukaryota; Fungi; Ascomycota; Dipodascomycetes; Dipodascales; Trichomonascaceae
Product: Counting factor 60
Exons: 1
Coding region: 1-1233 (410 amino acids)
Biological process (GO): dephosphorylation
Molecular function (GO): phosphatase activity
Source: RefSeq, a predicted model, not a curated record